AUGCGCAACCUAGCAGCUCAAGUCUCUAACUAUUUAUGCAGAAGAAGAGUUGCAAUCAAUCAACAAUCUCGUAAAUUUUCAUCUUCUAGUAGCAAAGAAGAACUAGCCUUGGAGCAUGAAGUUGAGAGAAAAUUUGGAUGGUUAUUGAAGAGUCUAUUUUUCGGCACUGCAAUUUAUGCAGGAUACCAGUUCUUUCCUUAUAUGGGGGAAAAUUUGAUGCAACAGUCGGUAUCUCUCUUGCGUGUCAAGGAUCCCUUGUUCAAAAGGAUGGGAGCUUCUAGAUUAGCCCGUUUUGCAAAAGAUGAUGAAAGCAGGAUGAAGAUAGUUGAGUUGGGUGGAGACAAAGAGCUCAUAAAUAUGUUAAGCACGGCUAAAGACGACCGUACACGGAAAGCAGCACUGAAUGCUCUGGCUGAGCUGUCGCACUCAGAUGAAGUUCUUGCAUCCUUGCAUCGUGCUGGGGCCAUUCCAAUUAUUAGGUCUGCUCCAAGUUCACUCGGGGAUGAAGAUGUUGAGAAAUUCAAGUCGAGCUUGAUCAAAAGGUUCCAAGAUCUCAAGUAUGAUAUGUCUUCAUGA
Molecule: messenger RNA, 576 nt
Organism: Lathyrus sativus (Indian pea)
Lineage: Eukaryota; Viridiplantae; Streptophyta; Magnoliopsida; Fabales; Fabaceae
Source: the annotation of a GenBank genome assembly